Molecule: messenger RNA, 1799 nt
Organism: Setaria italica (foxtail millet)
Lineage: Eukaryota; Viridiplantae; Streptophyta; Magnoliopsida; Poales; Poaceae
Product: chaperone protein dnaJ 49
Exons: 3
Coding region: 309-1433 (374 amino acids)
Biological process (GO): cellular response to misfolded protein
Cellular component (GO): endoplasmic reticulum membrane
Molecular function (GO): Hsp70 protein binding
Source: RefSeq, a predicted model, not a curated record
AUCCAGAGAAACUCCACCAAAAUUCCAGAGAAACUCAAGCAGCAAAAACAAAUCGCUUCGGGGGGUCGUCGCCGCGUCGGUGUCGCUCGGCAUAUCCCCUUUCCUCCCCCUCCUCCCUCCGCCCGGCGCCCCCGACUCCGGCGAUCCGCCCCGCCUGAACCCUACUCCACGUCGCCUCGCCGGUUGGGUUGGGGCCGAGCCGAUCCGAUCCGAUCGGGGCCGGUUCCUGCGCCGCCGCUGCGUGGGCUCCUUCCGGUCGCCCGCCUGCUCGGCUCGAUCGGCCGGGGACGGCGGCGGCCAGAUCUGUGAUGGAGGGCAACAAGGACGACGCGGUCAAGUGCCUGCGCAUCGGCAGGGGCGCGCUUGAGGCCGGCGACCGCGCGCGCGCCAUCAAGUUCCUCUCCAAGGCCAAGCGCCUCGACCCCUCCCUGCCCAUCGACGACCUCCUCGCCCCGCUCCUCAACCCCCAGGACGACUCCCCCGCUUCCUCGUCAUCAUCGCCGCCGCCGCCACCGCCACAACCUGCAGCAGCAGGGGCAGCGGAAGCAGCUGAGGCUGAUGGGCUGAGAGAGAGGAAACAGAAGGGCAAGAAGAGGGAGGAGGAGGAGACGACUGGUGCUGCUGCUAGGGAGUACACGGCGGAGCAGCUCGAGGUCGUGCGCCAGGUCAAGAAGCAUUCCAGGGACUACUACCAGAUCCUCGGCCUCGAAAAGGACUGCACUGUCGAGGACGUGCGCAAGGCCUACCGCAAGCUCUCGCUCAAGGUGCACCCUGACAAGAACAAGGCCCCUGGUGCAGAGGACGCCUUCAAGGCCGUCUCCAAAGCCUUCCAGUGCCUCAGUGAUGACGAGGGUCGCAAGCGCUAUGACCUUGUUGGCUCGGAUGAGCCAGUAACACACCACAGGAGGCCCUCCACUGCCCGUGCAUACAAUGGGUUCUAUGAGGAUGACUUUGAUCCAGAUGAGAUAUUCAGAAACUUCUUUUUUGGUAAUAUGGCGCCUGCGACCACCAGGCAGUUUGGACAGUUCGGGACGUUCCAUUUCAGAACUGGUGGAAUGCACGCCCAUGGGCAGCAAAACUCUGGUGGCUCAACUGUCAGGAUGCUUAUUCAGCUGUUGCCAGUCCUGCUGCUGCUGCUGCUCAACUUCCUGCCAUCCUCUGAGCCUGUUUACUCCCUCAACCGCUCCUACCCAUACGAGCACAAGUUCCAGACCCCACGUGGAGUUGCAUACUAUGUCAAGAUGCCUAAUUUUGAGGAGCAGUAUCCACACCAAAGCACUGAGCGGGUGACACUGGAGCGGCAUGUUGAGAGGGAUUAUUACUCAAUAAUAACGCAGAAUUGCAGGGUUGAACUGCAGCGCCGCCAAUGGGGAUUAGCAUACCAGACACCGCACUGUGAUAUGCUUAAAAAAUUUGAGGCGGCAGCACAGUAAAUCAUUCAGUAGUCCAAGGUUGAGAAUGCUGGACGUGUGCAAAAGUUUCCAUACCCAUACUCUUGGCUGUCAGCUUCAAAUCGGAGGGUACAUCUAGUUUGGGCUAGCAGUAAAUCUUGUGGAAUAAGUGCCUUUGAUGACUAUACACCACUGCCCAGAUGCUAUCUUAGUAGUGCUGAGGAGCGCAUCACCGUAGCUACUUCGAAAGGAUAUUUUGUAAUGGUUAAGCUUUAUAGGGGUUGAUCACAUGCAGACCUGUGUAUGUAUAUGAAGUAUAUCGAUCUCAUUUUUUCCGUACUGUUUUGAGACAAUACCUGACUUAAACAGAAAUGCAACUAUAACAAAAAUGGGUUCUUCAUUUUAUAA